Caretta caretta (loggerhead turtle) is the source of this 1501-nucleotide messenger RNA. RefSeq names its product UPF0462 protein C4orf33 homolog. Lineage: Eukaryota; Metazoa; Chordata; Testudines; Cheloniidae. The record is from RefSeq and is a predicted model, not a curated record.
GGGAUGUACUGGCCACAUGGUAACCUGGCAACCAAGGGGUUAAUGCAGGUACUGCUAGCCAGUGGUGACUGGCAACCUCACAGCAGCUGGGAAAAUAAAAGAACUGGGAAGUAGAGGGGUGGAGUGGCUGCCAGUGGAGCAAGCAAGCAACCUGGAGAAGGAAACUUGUUCCAGUAAGGUGCUGAGAAGCUGUGCAGAGACAACACCCAGACAAGGGAUGACUGGAUUUCCGGGCUGGAAAAGCCUAUAGAAACAAUGUGAGGUAGGAAGGAGUUCAGGGCACAGCAGGAGGAGUUGCUGAGGCCUGAUUCUGUGGUUUUAGGGUUCUGAGCUGGAACCCAGUGGAGUGGGCAGGUCUGGGUUCUCUGAGAGACUAGAGAAUGGAAAGAAUUUCCAUACCCUUGAGCACUCAGAUCAGCUGACCAUGCCAAGUAUAAGGGGAAAACCUACAUAUCUCAGUGGGACUGAGGCUAACAACCUCCAUGGCCCAGAAUGGGGCUACCACAGAGCCACAGGCAAGAGGAGCUGACUGACUGCCAUGCCAAAUCAAGUGACCACUGGUGCAAUGCUCUUUCUGGCCAAAGGGGGUGCUGUUGGAUUGGCGCAUCAGCUCACACAGCCAAAUGAUACUACUCCAAAAGAGAGAUAAUUGUUCAACCUAGCAUCAUCAUAUCUAAUCAUCAUCUUUUUUCCCCCUUAAAGGAUCCCAUACAUUCAGAAUCCAUCAAAAUAAAUGUUGGAAUACAAGAUUACAAAUACCUGGGACAGCACAGAGGUGAUGCAUGAGCCGGUGAUCAUCAGAUUUGAGGCAGGUGACCAAGGAUUAAUAAUGAAAGUGAAUUCCCUAUUCUUUGAUGACCCUUCUGCCCCAUCUGGUGAGCCAGGAAAGCCUUUUGAUGGACUCUGGGAUUAUGAAGUUGUUGAAUCCUUUUUUCUGAGUAGUGAGACUAAAGACUAUCUCGAAGUGGAACUUUGCCCGCAUGGACAACAUCUUGUAUUAUUGCUCUCUGGAGGAAACUGUUUUGAAAAAGGACUCGACUUGAUAUUUAAGGCAGACAUAAACUGGAACAAAUGGAAUGGCACAGCACUUAUUCCUUGGAGGUAUUUCCCACCUGGUGUUGACAAGAUGAAUUCCUAUGCCAUCCAUGGGUCUGGAAUUGGAAGAACAUAUGAGGCACUUUAUCCAAUACCUAGAGAGGAUAUUGAACCAGGACAGGGGCCUAAUUUCCAUCGUCUGGAGUAUUUCAAAAAGUUCAGUCUAAAGUGGAUUAUGGGAGAGAACUGGGAGCAACCUGCAUCAGACCUAUGGAAAUAGCUUAAUCAGUGUCUACAAUCAAGUAACUCUCUAAAUCACAAACACAGUUAUUAGAAAACAAAACAAACCAAACCCAAACAAAACACCCUUACCCCCAAAUUAUUUAAAAGUAUAUUUUCAAAUUGCUGGAAUUGUUGUAUUGUGUCACAGCUUCAAAUUGAUGUGGCAAUUAAAAUAAAUAAUUUA